AUGACAAAGGUGCCGUACGGCAGCGCCACGACAAAAGAAUGCGUGAAGUGUGAGAGAUCGAUAUCUCGCACGAGCUUCUCAAAGCACGGGAAGAAGUGCAAGGGGAUAAAAGCGCGUGAAUCCAGGGUUGAUAUUCGCAAGAGAUCGUGGGUUGAGCACCGCGCCAAGCGCGUCUCCGAGCAGCGUUCUCGCCGCGCUACACAACUAUUCCAGAAACUCGAAGCGCUCCGACAGGAGCUUAGAGAGGUGGAGCACAGCGCUCUCCCUGACAAGUCACAGCCGAAAGGGCUAAGACAACACCCCCUUAAGAAGCUCAGUCAAAACGGACCGCUGUUUGAGUACAUUUUUGCUCAGAUGGACGAAAUCGACUUGCUGUCAAAGGCGUGGUUUCGAAAGGCCUACCUUCUUCUGUAUCCUGACAAGCGCCAUUGGAUGCCACCAGAGUUUCAAGGAGAGCCUGCUGAGAGUUUGCUUCAAGAAAAUGCAAAGUAUUCGGAAGCUCUGUGA
Molecule: messenger RNA, 507 nt
Organism: Phytophthora infestans T30-4
Lineage: Eukaryota; Oomycota; Peronosporomycetes; Peronosporales; Peronosporaceae
Exons: 4
Coding region: 1-507 (168 amino acids)
Source: RefSeq, a predicted model, not a curated record